AUGGCCAAAGACAUUGAAGUUGGUGGAGGGCAUAGUAGAUUCUCAGGAAAAGACUACCAGGACCCUCCUCCAGCACCAUUGAUUGAUGCAGAGGAGCUUGGCCAGUGGUCUUUUUACAGAGCCAUUAUAGCUGAGUUCAUAGCUACCCUCUUGUUCUUGUACAUCACUGUGCUCACAGUGAUUGGAUACAAGAGCCAAUCUGAUGGAGACCAAUGUGGUGGUGUUGGCAUUCUUGGCAUUGCUUGGGCCUUUGGUGGCAUGAUCUUUGUCCUUGUUUACUGCACCGCUGGCAUCUCUGGAGGGCACAUAAACCCUGCUGUCACAUUUGGGCUGUUUUUGGCUAGGAAGGUGUCACUGGUCAGAGCCAUAUUGUACAUGGUGGCUCAGUCCUUGGGAGCCAUAUGUGGUGUUGGGCUUGUGAAAGCUUUCCAAAAUGCUUACUUUACCAAGUAUGGUGGAGGGGCCAAUGGGCUUGCUGAUGGGUACAGCCAAGGCACUGGUUUGGCUGCUGAGAUUAUUGGCACCUUUGUUCUUGUCUACACUGUCUUCUCUGCCACUGAUCCGAAGAGAAAUGCAAGGGAUUCACAUGUCCCAGUUUUGGCACCACUGCCAAUUGGGUUUGCUGUGUUUAUUGUGCACCUUGCCACAAUCCCAAUCACUGGCACUGGCAUAAACCCAGCAAGAAGCCUUGGAGCUGCAGUGAUCUACGACAAUGACAAGGCUUGGGAUGACCAAUGGAUCUUCUGGGUUGGGCCAUUCAUUGGUGCUGCCAUUGCUGCCUUCUAUCACCAAUACAUACUGAGAGCAGGAGCUGUUAAAGCUCUUGGCUCUUUCAGGAGCUCCUCCAACAUAUAA
Molecule: messenger RNA, 855 nt
Organism: Prunus armeniaca (apricot)
Lineage: Eukaryota; Viridiplantae; Streptophyta; Magnoliopsida; Rosales; Rosaceae
Source: the annotation of a GenBank genome assembly